This is a messenger RNA of Paramecium pentaurelia, 615 nucleotides long. The record is from the annotation of a GenBank genome assembly. Lineage: Eukaryota; Ciliophora; Oligohymenophorea; Peniculida; Parameciidae.
AUGUCUUUUUAAGGAUUAUAAAAAGCCUUAUUUCUAAAUGGCUGGGAUAUGAUAUUUAAAACAUUAUUGUAUACAAGAAACAUUUUAACCAAAAAUUACAUAGAUAUUGUACAAAUUAUUAUCGCAAUCAUAAUACUUAUCCUUUAUUUUACCAUUUUCCUAAAUUUCUUUAAAGGUAAAUCAAAAUUAUCAAAGAAGAACAGCUACUAAAUGUUUGAAAUGCUGAGUUUUGGUAGAUAAUUUUUCUUUCUAUUAUUUUUAAUUUAUGUAUAGAGUUCCCAAAUACUUUAAUUAGGAUUACUCCUUAUGACAAGCAUAUUUUAGAUUGGAUUCAUAUUUAAUUAUCGUUGUAUUUUUAAUAAAAAAAAUUACAUUGUUUAAAUUGUAGUUGAGAUAUCAGUAUUAACAUUUAUCCUUAGUUCAUUCUUAUACAUCUAAGAGUUUAAUGAAUAUUUUAAUGAAGAGAAAAAAAUUUUAUUGGGAUGGGUUCAAGCAAUCAUACUAUCCAAAGGUAUAACUAUAGAGUUAAUUUGGAUCUGCAAAGAUUUAUUAUAAAAAUUGAUAUAGAACUGCAGAAGUUAAUCACAAAUUGUGAAUAAUCCAAUAUUUCCAUGA